ACGGAAGCGGUGUGAACACGCGGGGUUAUUGUUGUUGCUGCUGCUGCUGCCGGGCGCGCGUUAUUUGUGUGGCCGUGGAGGGAGGCCUCGUGAAGGACGCUUGCCACUGGGGCAGUCUGGAGGCCAGUCGCCCUCCAACAACAACAACAAUAAACAACAACAACAGCAGCAGCAACAUCAGGGGCAGAGGAGCGAGGCCCACAACGAACGAGCGGGAGCCCUGGGCGGAUUUAAAACGCAGCAAGUUGGCACGGUGAGGGUUGCCAUCGGCGGGUCAUCUCGGGCUCUGCUUUACGAAGUGGUCAUUAAGAAGGCAGCAGGAGCUGGACGAUGGACAAGAGCAGACGCACCGCUGCUCUUGCGGCGAUGCUGCCGCUGUUGAUGGCCACAUGGGUCUUCCCUCGGCCCGUCCUCUCGGUUUCACCGCCCAACGUGGUUAUUAUGUUCGCCGAUGACUUGGGAUUCGGAGACCUGGGAUGCUACGGGCACCCCAGCUCCCUCACGCCCAACCUGGACCGCCUGGCAACGCUGGGGCUUCGCUUCACAGACUUCUACAGCUCGGCUGCCGUCUGUAGUCCGUCCAGGGCAGGCCUGCUUACUGGUCGCUACGCCACGAGAUCGGGCGUCUUCCCGGGGGUGUUCUACCCUGGCUCUGUGGGAGGGCUGCCCCUCAACGAGACCACCAUAGCCAAGAUGCUCAAGCUGCAGGGCUAUGCCACUGGCAUGGUGGGCAAGUGGCACCUGGGCCUGGGUGCCAACGGCACGUACCUGCCCACCCGUCAUGGCUUUGACGAGUUCCUGGGCGUCCCCUACUCGCACGACCAGGGUCCUUGCCAGAACCUGACGUGCUUCCCUCCAGACGUGCCAUGCUACGGCCGGUGCGAUCAAGGCUCUGUCCUCCUGCCGCUGUUCGAGGGCGAGCGGAUUUUGCGCCAGCCCGUGGAUUUCACGACACUUGUGCCCGAUUAUAUCACUUGGGCAGAGAAAUUCAUUCACAAGCAGGCCGCAGAUGGAAAGCCCUUCUUCCUCUACUAUGCCUCCCACCACACACACUACCCGCAGUUUUCCAGCAAGAACUUUGCCAGGAGGAGUGAGCGAGGUCCAUUUGGAGAUGCCUUGUUGGAGUUUGAUCACUCGGUGGGAAUGCUUCUGAAGGCCCUGGAGCAGGCCGGAGUGGAAGACAACACCUUGUUAUUGUUCACCAGCGACAACGGUCCGGAGCUCAAGCGCAUGAACCGAGGAGGGAAUGCUGGGCCACUCAAGUGCGGGAAGGCCACAACGUACGAGGGAGGUUUGCGGGUUCCAGCCAUUGCAUACUGGCCGGGCAAGAUCACUCCGGGCGUGACUCACGAACUGGCCAGCACGCUGGACCUGCUUCCCACCAUCGCUGCGGUCACGGGCGCCAAGCUGCCAGCCGUCCCACUGGACGGCUACGACAUCGGGCCCCUCCUCUUCAACGGCGCCAAGAGCCCUCGGAAGUCGAUGUUCUACUUCACAUCGUCACCGACCAGUGAUCAGGGGGUGUUUGCAGUCCGACACAACUAUUACAAAGCCCACUAUUUCACAGAAGGAGCGGGUGCCAGUGCUCUUACCCCGGAUCACGACUGCGGGAUUGCCGCUGGGUGCAAGAAACACAGUCCGCCGCUUCUCUUUCACCUGGGCUGGGACGUGUCUGAACGCGUCGAGCUGAACACCAGCCUCCCCGACCUGAAGCCUGUGGCGGAGGACAUAGACCGUCUGCGCGACAAGUUCCAGCUCGACAUGACGUGGGGGCCGAGCCAGAUGGAUCGCGGAAUAGACCCUAAGCUAGAGCCCUGCUGCAACCCACAGUGCAGCCCCAAGCCCACGUGCUGCCAGUGCGUGUGACGGGAGAGAUCAGCCCCUCUUGUAACAGGGUUGGCUCGCCGAUUUUAGACGACGGACUCUUGCGUGCAAUGUGGCGGACAUUGACGGCGUCGUUGAGUUGGUACGUUCCGUCUGUUCGUCUUUCCCGUCCGUUCGUCCUGCGUUGUUACUGAGCCACUAGGCCAAAUUGAGCUUCAUCGACACUCGGCAAUAACCGCGCCUUGCGUCACAACACAAAUAACACCCCAAUAGGGUGGAUACAAAAUUUUGCUUUUGAUUAAUUUUUCUAUUUUUCAUUCAUAUUAUUUUCUUUACAGCCCUUUUGUCUAUCCACUGUUGGAUGAAAGCACCUCCUAUCCUGUUAAGAAUUGCGCUUGUUUGACCAGUGCGGCUUUGGCGAAGGGGGGGCUCAGGAAUGGUAUAUCACGCCGCACUGUUAUCCGUGACUGGGAAUCGAACUCCGUGAAAUUUGCUCAGGGCACAGUUCGCUAACCGCUGACACCAUUCCCUCCCCCGUGAUUUUAUACAAAUGUGAAAGUGGUGGUUCAAAUCUCAAGAACGAGUCUUCACGGAAGAGGUUUUCUUCUUACUGCUGGUGAUUCUAUUAAGAAGCCUCUACUUUGCUGUACAGGACUAUUGGAAUGAUUCAGGUUAUUUUUUUCACUUUAUAUAAUGAGCAUGGUAUUUUAAAUCUAAAACUCCACAUAAGCUAUCAAAACUCCAUAAGCCAAGUGAUACUGUGAAACAAUAACAUUUAGAUUUUCAAUCAUUUUUUUGUUUAAUAUUGCUUGGCAAUAAAAAAAAAACAUGCUGGGAUUGUUUUGUUAAACAUUGGUUCAUUUCAUCAAUAAAAAUCU
Lethenteron reissneri (Far Eastern brook lamprey) is the source of this 2702-nucleotide messenger RNA. It is a transcript of the gene ARSA, whose product is annotated as arylsulfatase A. NCBI's taxonomy places the organism in Eukaryota, Metazoa, Chordata, Hyperoartia, Petromyzontiformes, Petromyzontidae. Gene Ontology annotation, molecular function: arylsulfatase activity. The record is from RefSeq and is a predicted model, not a curated record.